This is a messenger RNA of Adineta steineri, 1158 nucleotides long. The record is from the annotation of a GenBank genome assembly. Lineage: Eukaryota; Metazoa; Rotifera; Eurotatoria; Adinetida; Adinetidae.
AUGAAUGAUACUUUAAUUUCUCGUGUUUUAUCAACAAUUCAAUAUAAUCAAUUUCUUGCUGGUCUUAGUGGUGGUGUUGUUUCAUCAGUAAUUCUUCAUCCAUUUGAUUUAGUUAAAAUUCGUUUUCAAGUAACUGAAACAAAAUCAUCAAUUCAAAAUUCUUCUCUACCAUAUCGACCUCGUUAUACGAGUUUAUUUGAUGCAUUUCGUACAAUCUAUCGUGAAAAAGGUUUGCUUCAUGGUUUAUAUCAAGGUGUAACACCAAAUGUUCUUGGUAAUGGUAUGUCAUGGGGUCUGUAUUUAUUUCUUUAUAAUACAAUUGAUGUUUUAAAUACGAAUGAAUAUAAACGAAAAAAUUUAACACUUAAAGAUCGUAUUAUUUAUUCUACAAUAGCCGGUGUAAUAACAAUAAGUAUAACAAAUCCAAUAUGGGUUAUUAAAACACGUAUGUGUUUACAAUAUUCUGAUUCUAAAUCGAAUGUUUAUUAUAAAAAUAUGUUUGAUUGUAUACGAAAAAUCUAUAAAUUAGAAGGUAUGAAAGCAUUUUAUAAAGGUCUUACACCUGGUAUAUUCGGUACAAUUCAUGGUACAAUACAGUUUGUAUCUUAUGAACAAAUGAAAGAUUUUUAUGUUAAAACUUUUCAUACAACAGAAUUUUCAACUCCAGUUAUAUUAAUGUUUUCUGCUUUAUCGAAAUUAGUUGCUGCUAGUACAACAUAUCCAUAUCAAGUUGUACGAACACGUUUACAAGAUCAACAUCAACAAUAUAAUGGUGUAUUAGAUGUUAUUAAGAGAACUUAUAGUAGGGAAGGUAUUAGUGGAUUUUAUAAAGGUAUGGUUCCAGCACUUUUUCGAGUUGUACCAGCCUGUUGUAUAACAUUUGUUGUUUAUGAUUCUCAACCAUAUUCAGUUGUUAUUCUUGAUUUUAAUAACGAUACCCGAUUAGAUAUUGCUGUUGCUAGUUAUGGAACUAGUCAUAUCGGUGUAUAUUUCGGUUAUGGUAAUGGAAGUUUUAUGAAUCAACAGAUAUUCUCUAGUGGUUUUAAUUCACAUCCAUUUGCAUUGGCUGUUGGUGAUAUAGACAAUAAUAACUUAACUGAUAUUAUUGCAACUAAUGAUGGAUAUGGUAAUAUAGAUGUUCUUAUGAAAACUUGUUAA